AUGUUGUCAUGGAAUUGUCAGGGUGCUGCCUCGGCUUCGUUCAGGCGCAUCCUUAAACAUUUAUUGCAUUUACAUAAGCCGUCAUUGAUCUGCCUCUUCGAACCUAAGGUCUCAGGGGUGCAGGCCAAUGACAUUUGCUCUUCGUUUGCCUUUGAUGAAUGGAUUAGGGUUGAAUCGGUUGGGUACUCGGGAGGAAUUUGGCUGUUUUGGAAUAAUACUCUUUCAGUUGAGAUUCUUUAUACUCAUCCUCAAUUUAUUUCCUUUCAGGUGACUGAGAAUGGUUCUUCACCUUGGCUGAUGUCGGCUGUGUAUGGCAGCCCCAAUCCGGCUUUGAGAAAACGGCUUUUCAUGGACCUAUCAGGGCAGUAUUUCGAACCCCAUGGGCCUUGGCUAAUAGUGGGUGAUUUCAAUUCCAUCACUGACCGAAGUGAAGUCAGUAGCUCAAAGACUUUUACAUCAUCCAGGUGUUCGGCUUUUAACAAUUGGAUUUUUAGGGAAGCCUAG
Molecule: messenger RNA, 504 nt
Organism: Ipomoea nil (Japanese morning glory)
Lineage: Eukaryota; Viridiplantae; Streptophyta; Magnoliopsida; Solanales; Convolvulaceae
Exons: 1
Coding region: 1-504 (167 amino acids)
Molecular function (GO): catalytic activity
Source: RefSeq, a predicted model, not a curated record